This is a messenger RNA of Fomitopsis serialis, 1137 nucleotides long. RefSeq lists its product as uncharacterized. The coding region runs from base 328 to 960 and encodes 210 amino acids. The transcript has 5 exons. The record is from RefSeq and is a predicted model, not a curated record. NCBI's taxonomy places the organism in Eukaryota, Fungi, Basidiomycota, Agaricomycetes, Polyporales, Fomitopsidaceae.
GGAACCUGUGCAACCGUGAUCCCUGGACCCUUCUUAAGCCAGCAGCUGUCCGCAGCGCUCGCCCAUUGAUCCCUCGGACGAGAUGCAUGAUGACCCAGAGCGCGAAGUCCGUAUCAUUGCCCCGGCAUGCUUGGCUAUGGAUACGACGCAGAGGCCUUUCUACAAUGCUGCGCUACGCGUCGCCCACAUGCAAUCGUCUGCGAUUCUGGAUCAACUGAUUCCGGCCUCAGAAACUCGCACUUGGUACAACGACGUGCCCUCGAAGGCAUACGUCCGUGACCUAGGGCCUCUCGUGCUAGCGUCUGUCAAAACGGCAUCACAGUCCUCAUGGCUCAUGUGGAGGCUCCGGAACCAAUGCCCAAGUCGACCUUUUCGCGGACAUCGUACGCGAGCUAUCGAACGAACACGGGUAUCAUCUGCGCGUCGCAAAGAUCUACUCCGAUUCGACAUGGAAGUAGUUCGAACCAGUUGAAGGAUGCAAGUCUCUCCCUGUGGACCGGUUGCGCAGUUAACAGAUACGACCUCAAAGUCACUACUGUCGUCGUCGGUCAAAUGGGAGCUGAGCCGUACUUUCUGCUUUGUCUCAGACACUCCGGUUCGACAUCAUCUUGGUGGGCGAGCUACGAUCCUGCCCCAUUUGCUGCCGUAUGUCUGAAGCGGGGGAUCAAUGCAGGGCUAGCCUGGCAUGUGGGAAAGAUAGUAAGCUCGCGAAUGAACUGGCCAUUAGCCUGGUAUAAUGGGCUAACAUGUUCUUUAGCUGGAGUGCGGCGGUCUUUGCGCAGAGCCCAAACACCCAUGAUGUUCGCUACUAUUCGGUCCGACAGCUUUGACCUGGAACCUAUCAGCGGCACUCAAGCUGCACUACCAUAUCCGUCGCCGCACAUACUCUCUACGAGAAGACUCGCCCGGAUCUCCUACCCGGACCUGGUGGUGUAUUGGACUUGCAAGAUACAACGUUAAGCUUGAGGGCGCGAAAGUGACCGGCUAUCGCUCCAUCUUUAUGGGCGGGAUCCGCGACGGUUCUCUUAUUCGGCAGAUCGAUGCUAUCCUUCCGCUCGUCGAGACGUAUGCCAAGAAAAUGAACCCAAACUUCGUCGGGGAGGAUUGCAAGAUUGCGUUUCACGUAUACGGCAAGAA